This is a messenger RNA of Chelonus insularis, 2969 nucleotides long. Its product is annotated as protein HOS4-like. NCBI's taxonomy places the organism in Eukaryota, Metazoa, Arthropoda, Insecta, Hymenoptera, Braconidae. Gene Ontology annotation, molecular function: protein binding. The transcript has 10 exons. The coding region runs from base 134 to 2023 and encodes 629 amino acids. The record is from RefSeq and is a predicted model, not a curated record.
GAUAAUUUCCAGGUAGAGGUAUCGCCGCCUUACACCUGGGUGAGAUUCGCGCUUGCGUGAUUUUCGAGCUUGCAAUUCAAACUUUCCAGUAGACAGUAGAAUACAUAAAGGUGAGCAUCAAGAACAUAUCACGAUGGUAUUGAAUCGGCGAAUCGGGGAUACCAAUGCAGAAGAAUCCAAGUCAUCUACUUAUCAGCGUUUGAUGGAGACGAGUACGACGACCGGACGACGAUGGAAUUUAUCUGACGUCUCAACACACCGCGAGAGCAUCAUCGGCGUAACAAGUACGAGUGGUCAACAGCAAAAGCUCCCCACCUUCUACGAGCCCACCACUCAUCAAAAAGUCCAUCGGAUCCUUACUGAACAUAAAUCCAAGUCAAGAAGUCGAGAAAGAAACUCGAAAAGCUCUUCAUCAGUUUGUGAUCUUCCAAACUACGUUGUUGCUUCCAAAGGAAAUUUAUCACCCGGCUUUUUUGCGUUACGAGAAAGCUGUUCGAAAAAUUGUUCAACUUUAUCUGGAAAAGAAAAGAAGUGUUCUGAAUCUCCAUUAGCUAAUAGUCGUGCCAAUGAUUUUGUGAGAACUGGUAAAGUUCAUAAAUCUAGUUCGAAUAACUGGGAACGAAAAGGUGAAUCAGAUAAGUCUUCCUCAAGACCAAAAAGUGGAAAACAUAUCACCAAGUCUUCCAGUGUACCAAUAAAUCUAAAAGAAGGAUUAGGAACUGGUCCACCUGAUAAAACAUCAAAUGAUAAGACAUUAAAAAAAUCGUCAUUUGAAAAAAUUGUAGAAAAUAAAAGUGAAGUGAAUUCAACAUCUACCAAGAAGAAGAGUAAUUCAUCCAAUUCACGUCCUAAUCGUCCAGUGAUUAAUUUUAAAAAAUCUUCAAGUCGUCAUACGUUGAAUUCAGAAAGUGUAGUGAAACCAAACACUAAAACUUCAUCAAUUGAUUGGUGUGAAGCAAGAAAAAAAGUGUCUUUUAGUUCUGAUACAAGUUUUACUGAAAAAAAAAUAUCAAAAAAAUCAACAGCAAUUCAUGAAUCUAAAAUUUACCAUAAGGGUGUCUUGAGAGACAUCAGCAGUACUAAUCCCAAGAAGAGAUCAUUUAAAUCCGCUUCUGGAGAAACAAUGAGCCAAACACUUUUACGAGCUGCUCGUGAUGCUGAUGAAUUUGCUCUCAAUGACAUCAUAUCAAGGAUACGAAGGUGUAAUCUCAGUUCUAUCGAUGUUAAUAUCACCGAUUCAAGUGGCAGGAGUGCGAUAAGCUACAUGGCGGGUAAUGGAUCAGCAGAUGUACUAGAAAUUGUUCUAUCUUACUCCAAUGCUAAUCCAAAUCUUCCGGAUAAUGAAGGCAAUACACCACUCCAUUUUGCAGCUCAAGCUGGACAAGCUGAGUGUCUAAAUAUUCUUCUUCAAAAGAGUUCAGGUAUUGAACUUGAUGCUCGUAAUGUCCUUGGCUUCACUCCCCUCAUGAAGGCUGCUCUUCAAGGCCGAACUAAGUGCGCCAAAAUUCUCCUGUUUGCUGGAGCUAAUCCAACUUUAAGGGACCACGGAAGAGGUUUUCGAGCGGAACAGUGGGCAAGGUUCUGUGGUCGACACGUCUGUGCUGAGGUAAUUGAAAGAUUCACUAGACACAAACUUAUCGAGAAAUCUUCUUGUCGGUGGGGCAGUGAACCAGAACUUGCAACCAAAGUACUUCAAGGAAAAAUUAUUCCAGUACCGUUGAACCAACCAUCAGCAGCAUCAUCUGGAUUAAAAUCUAGAAUAAAACGAGUUUUUAGAAAUCCUCAUUCUGAUAAAAGCUUUUCAUUGGUUUCGCAAUUAACUAAUGCAGCUCUUUGCGCCAGUUCUCCAGUACUUCCAAAACCAGGUGAUGUUUCUUCUGCCAAAGAUGUUAUUCGUCCUUUAAAUGUACCACAAUUAAGAAUAACUUUAGUCGCUUCAAUGGAUAUUCUAGAAAAGUGUGAAGUCAAUUAUUCAGAACCUGAAACGGCAAAACCAUCCAGAGUAAAGAAAAAAAAUACAUAGCAUCUAUUGCGAUCACUGAAAAUGGUAAAUUGUUGUGGAUUACAUAAUACCUCCGUGAUUGAAGAGAUAGAUAAGUUUAAAGCUCGCUGGACAAACUUAAGCUAAUCCAGCUGGUUUAUAUUCGUUGACUAUAAAUCAUUGUGGCUUCCUUGGUCUCCUACAAACGUUUCUCAGACUUUAUGACUGACUGAUCAAAUUUUUCCAAGUCUUUACAUUGUAACGUAUAAACAUUCUCUAACUAUCUUUAGAUUAUGAAAAUAUUAAAAGCUUCAGCUAAAUUUUUUCGUUACAUCAUCCUUCAAGUACAGUAUGAUCAUUUAUCACUACUUAUUAAUUUACCAAUAAUCACAAUAAUAAUUAUGAUCUAAAUAAGUAAUAUAACAAAAAACUGAUUUUGAAUAAAAUAUUUUCAUAUAAAAAAACUCAUCAGCAAAGAAUUCUCUACUAAAUGAAUAAUAAAUAAUUAUUAUUGAAAAAUCAAUUAUAUAAUAAUCAAGUCUUUAAUGAAAAUAAUAUAUAUAAAUAUAUGCGUACGAAUAUAUCGUUUUUAUCUAUAAAAUUAUUAAAAUUGUGCAUUAGCACGGACGGAAGUUUAUCAGAUACUAAAGUAGGCUAAAAAAAAUUUCCUAUGCUCAGUAUCAUCCAGCACGUCGAUUUCGUCGUUGUCGACGAUUUUUUGUACUCGACAAAAUUUCAUAAGCCUGUUGAAUCUCCAUGAACCUUUCUUGAGCCGCUCUUCGUUCCUCAUCAGAACCUUUCACCUUGUCAGGAUGAUAUUCUUUGGAUAGACUUCUCCACUUGGCUGUGAUUUCACUUUCUGAGGCAGUUUGUGAGAGACCUAGCACCUAGAAAAAUAACAUUUUAGAUAGAAUAAUUCAAUUUAUUUCUGUAACAAAUAUAAAAAUAUUAUUAAGAUUUCUGUAUAAAUAGUUGAUUUCUAUAAAAA